This is a messenger RNA of Eublepharis macularius, 7349 nucleotides long. It is a transcript of the gene SNX13, whose product is annotated as sorting nexin 13. The transcript is spliced from 26 exons. Gene Ontology annotation, cellular component: early endosome. NCBI's taxonomy places the organism in Eukaryota, Metazoa, Chordata, Lepidosauria, Squamata, Eublepharidae. The coding region runs from base 195 to 3086 and encodes 963 amino acids. Gene Ontology annotation, biological process: positive regulation of GTPase activity. The record is from RefSeq and is a predicted model, not a curated record. Gene Ontology annotation, molecular function: phosphatidylinositol binding.
UCUCGUAGCCUUCUCAAGAUGGCCGCCUCUCCUCAGCGACCUGCGGAGGCGGCUGUUGUGGGAUUGGCGAUACUGAGGGAGCGCUGAGGAGCCGGACAGACAGCCGGCCCCGUGCGCCGAUCCUGCGAGCUGCUGCGGCUGCGAACAAGCCCACCAUGUGGCGGGGCUAGAGCCGGAGGCUCCCACCGCGAGCAAUGAUGUUAGCUGAGACGAGUCUUUCCAAAUGGGGAUGGGGAAGCCUUGUCAUCGUGCUUUUUUUAAUAAAGUUUGGACCAUUUGUUAUAUUUUACAUCUUCUGCUUUGUGAGUGGGGGGUUUGUGGUAAUGCUUUUGUUUGGAAAAACCAGUUCAGAGAAGUACCUUGAACAGUGUGAACACUCCUUCCUUCCUCCAACGUCAUUUGGCAUUACUAAAUGCAUAGAUGAAAUGAAACAAGAAAACAAGUCUAUUAAAAUUGAUAGGAGGCUGACCGGUGCCUAUAUAAUUGAUGAACCUCUACAACAAGUUAUUCAGUUUUCUCUGAGAGACUAUGUACAGUAUUGGUAUUACACACUAAGUGAUGAUGAAUCCUUUCUUCUUGAAAUCAGGAAGACUCUUCAAAAUGCACUGAUUAAAUUUUCUACUAGGUCAAAAGAAAUAGAUUGGCUGCCUUAUUUUGCUACUCGACUUGUAGAUGAUUUUGGCACCCAUCUUAGGAUAUUCACAAAAGCUCAGCAAAGGAUAACAGAAAAAGAUGAUAGAAUGAAAGCAGAAGAUCUUGUAGAUACGUUUUUUGAAGUUGAGGUUGAAAUGGAGAAGGAAGUCUGUCGUGAUCUAGUCUGCACAUCUCCCAAAGAUGAAGAAGGGUUCCUAAGGGAUCUAUGUGAAGUUUUACUGUAUUUAUUGCUACCUCCUGGAGACUUCCAGAACAAGAUCAUGAGAUAUUUUGUCAGGGAAAUCAUUGCUCGAGGAAUUCUUCUUCCAUUAAUAAAUCAGCUCAGUGAUCCUGAUUAUAUUAAUCAGUAUGUCAUAUGGAUGAUCCGUGAUUCUGUUUGCAGCUAUGAGGCCUUUAUGAACAUUAUUAAACUGAGUGACAAUGUAGGGGAGUUGGAAGCAGUGAGGGAUAAAGCUGCAGAAGAACUGCAAUAUCUUCGGUCGUUAGAUACAGCUGGAGAUGAUAUCAACACUAUAAAAAAUCAAAUAAAUAGCUUAUUGUUUGUGAAGAAAGUAUGUGAUACAAGAAUACUGAGAUUGCAGACAGGAAAAGAAAUAGAUGCUGUGAAACUAGCGGUAAAAUGUGGAAAACUUUGCACACUUCCUCUGGACAACAUUCUUGUAGACAAUAUUGCACUACAAUUUUUCAUGGAUUACAUGCAGCAGGUGGGAGGCCAAGCGCAUCUCUUCUUCUGGAUGACAGUAGAAGGAUACAGAGUUACAGCACAACAGCAGCUAGCUGUUCUAUUGAGCCCUAAGAAAGAUGGAAGGCAUCAGACAACUCAAACCAAAGACCUGUUAAGAACAGCUGCAGUUGGAGUUUAUGACCAGUAUUUGUCAGAGAAGGCAUCACCAAGAGUUAAUAUUGAUGACGCCUUGGUAGCAAAGCUGGCAGAAAAACUGAAUCAUGAGGACCCAACUCCAGAAAUCUUUGAUGAGGUUCAGCGAAAGGUAUAUGAGUUGAUGCUACGGGAUGAGAGAUUCUACCCUUCAUUCAAACAGCAUGUACUGUAUGUGCGAAUGCUUGCUGAGCUAGAUAUGCUGAAAGAUCCUAGCUUCAGGGGAUCAGAUGAUGGUGAAGGAGAAUCAUUUAAUGGGUCUCCUACAGGAAGCAUUAACUUGUCAUUAGAUGACCUUUCAAAUGUGUCUACUGAUGAGUUCGUACAACUACGUGCUUGUAUUUCAGAUACUGUCUUUGCUGACUAUGACCCAUAUGCCAUGGCAGGAGUUUGUAAUGAUCAUGGCAAGACAUACGCGCUAUAUGCUAUCACUGUUCGUCGUCGAACUCCAACUGGUGAAGAAGUGUGGAAAACAUACCGUCGUUACAGUGAUUUCCAUGACUUCCACAUGAGGAUUACUGAACAGUUUGAAAACCUAGCAAGUAUAUUGAAGCUUCCUGGUAAGAAAACAUUCAAUAACAUGGACAAAGAAUUUUUAGAAAAAAGGAAGAAAGAUUUAAAUGCAUAUUUGCAGCUUUUGUUAACUCCUGAAACACUGAAAGCUUCCCCAGCUUUAGCACACUGUAUAUAUGACUUCUUGGAAAAUAAGGCCUACAGUAAAGGGAAGAGAGAUUUUGCUCGGAAGAUGGACACAUUUGUAAACCCACUGCGUAAUUCUAUGAGAAAUGUUUCAAAUGCUGUCAAGUCCCUCCCUGACAGCUUGGCAGAGGGGAUGACUAAAAUGUCAGACAACAUGGGCAAAAUGUCAGAAAGAUUGGGACAAGACAUAAAGCAAUCAUUUUUCAAGGAAUCUCCUUUAAUGCAGAAGACAUAUGUUGAUCCAGAACACAGCCGUGUCGGAGCACAGCUUGAGGACAUUGUGGAUGAUACAAUUCCACUUAGAAUAAUGCUGCUACUCAUGGAUGAAGUCUUUGAUCUGAAGGAGAGAAAUCAGUGGUUACGAAGAAAUAUCAAAAAUUUGCUUCAGCAGCUUAUUAGAGCAAUGCAUGGAGAUACACUAAAUAAAAAAAUAGUUGAUCAUGUUGAUUGGAUGACCUCUCCUGAACAGGUAGCAGAUGCAGUGAAACGGCUCAGAGAUGCCCUUUGGCCCAAUGGUAUUUUAGCUGAGGCUGUUCCACGCAGAGACAAAGCCAUCAGAAUGCGAACAAGAAUAGCUGGGAAAACAAAAUUAUUGGGAAUAAUGCCAGAUGAGUUGAAGCAUAUCCUUGGUGCUGAGACAACAAGAAAAGGCAUUCUCCGGGUCUUUGAAAUGUUCCAGCAUAGCCAACUCAAUAAGAGGAUGGUGUAUGUCUUUCUGGAGGGCUUUUUGGAAACUUUAUUUCCAAUGUAUAAAUUCCGUGAGCUCUUCAACAAACUGCAUUCAUGUUCAAAGCAGAUGCAACGAUACAAGCAUAAACUACAAUCUACACAAGCGCCUUCUUUACAAAAAAGGUGACACUCCAAACUAUUAAGUUGGUGUCUAUUUGCCCUGGUUCUGGGCAGAUUCUCUGGGGCUUAAAACUCUCAUGCUGUUAUUUCUGCACCAGUCUUUUAGUGUCACAUAUUAGAUUAUUAAUACAUCCAUAAGAAAUGUGGUUCUUCUCAUCCUUCAUCUGUAAUGCAGCAACUACGCCAUAAACUGGGUUCAUGUGUCUUAAAUGAUUUGGUGCACCAUCGUGCAACAUUGAGAAGAAUACUAGCCUGUUGUGUGAGAUCAUCUGUUCCUUCUGACAGAAUUGAUGAUUGCCAGCAAUGGAAAAGUGCUAGACUGUCCACUGGGAGAUAAGUAAAGCACAACUUAUGAUGGUAGCAAUGGAGGACUCGACUGCUUCGCUUGCAACUGGGAGAUUGUGCAAUGUGAGAAUCAGGUGUGAUUUGAUUUGCAUUAUGACUGUUGGUGCUUUGUAGGUCUUGGUCAGAGGCUCUGGACAAGUUGGCCUAGUAGGAAGCAAAAUCUUUUGGAACAGCUGGUUUUGAGAAACAUUGUUAUAAGAUCCCCCCCAAAAGUACACUUGCUAACUGAAAUCUGAGAGUUUGUGGCACAAAAUCCACUAACAGUCCCCUUCCUGGAUUCUGAAAAUUGAUUGGAGGAAGGCAGAAAUAUAGGAAAAAGUUUGGAUUAGUCUCUUUAUACUCAAUCUGGAUAUAGUUUUAAAGGAAAAGAUUCAUAAUAACCACCUACUAAAGGGAGGGGCAGGUGUUUGGGGAAAGGGAGGUGUUUAAAAAAGGGGGGGAAGCAAAUUAUAAUUCCAUUGAGAACCUAUUUCAAAAGAACUGUACUGUAUGCCAUUUAAAGUCACCCUAAGAUACCUUUAAGUAUGUACACCUCAUGUAAAAAAUUAUUAAAAUGACUUGGUUUCUUACUGACAUGAAAGUCUUCUGGACUUCAUUAAACAGUCAUAUGCAAACAAUUGCAAAUUCCUGAAUGCACCAUUGUGUAUAUAUGAAAAUAAGAGACACAACUACAAUAUUUUUUUAAAAUAACUAUCUUUUUUAUUUUUUUGCAUAAUGUAAAAUUUUAAUAAAUAAACCUCUUCUACACAAACAGCCCCCUGUCUACUAUCCUCUUUACUUCUAAAUGUAAUGUCUAAUUCAGAGUGAAGUAAUAAUUGACUACACUUGCUUAGCCUUAAUUUAUCUCGAACUCAGCAUCUCCUUUUCUGACUCUUCCUGAGUACCUUCCACCACCAAGGAAUUUCUAGAUACUGGUUAUAAACCUUUGAAAAUGCAAACAUCUUUAAAAAUGAGCAUUUAACACUCUCAUACUAAGCACAUUUCUUGGAAGAAAAAGUUAAUCAAACGACUUAUUUCCAAGCAAUGUGAUUCCAGUGGGGAUGUAAAUGCAGUAUUUUUAAGUACUUGGUCUUUCAACUGAGAUCCUUAUGUAGUAACUUAAAACCCAGAAGAAAAUAAUUCAGACCUUGGAGAAGAAAAGGUCCAAUGAGGCAUAGCUAAGGAGGGCAUCUGUUUGAGGCCAGAAUAAGCAGGUCUCCUAUUUCUUUCUCUUCCCCCUUGGGACUCUAUUUAUACUAUAAAGUCUCCUUAAAGGUAGCCAUGCUGUAAUAGAAAUUUUUGCCAUCAUUAUUACAGCAUGUAUGUAUUCAAGUGCAUUUUUUUCAUAUCUAUAUACUGUACACAUAAUCUAUUAAACCAAUAACAGGAGAGCUAAGAUAACAUGUGAAGUAUCAAUUCCCUCAUGUAUAUCAUUCUCCAUGUUCUUAAGUAAAGGUGGCAAUUGAAAUGUUAACAAAUAUUUCCUGGGUUUAAUUAGACAUGAUCUGUGAUCAGGAUAGCCUACUUUUUAAAAACUUAAGCUGCUGCAUGGGACUGCUAAUUCGAUCAGGAAAGUGGCCUUAUGAGAGAUUUUUCGUCCUUCCUUCCUCUGUCUUCCCUUUAGAAUUGGGCCUGAGCCUGUCUUUCUUCUCCUCACAGAGUUAAUAGCAGCUUCUGGGUGGGGGAUAAUAUACAGAGGAAAAUGCCAUGAAAGUAAAGGUUGACACCUCCAUUUCUGAUCAAAUUAGGGUAUAAUGCAAUUGCUUUAAAGUGUUUAAAAAGAAAAAUUACCCAAGUGACCUGCAUGCACAUAUUUUUUUAAAGAAAUGAUGGUUCACAUCUCAGUCUGUGGCCUAGUUCUCGCUGAGGUGAUAAACCUGUCCCAGGGCUGUACCACUUCAGACAUUAUUGUAUACUUCACAAAAGAGAAGAAAUCUUCCCACAUAGUAAACUGGUGGUUAUGUCUUAGGUUUUUGCUUGUAUGUUAGUUUUCUAUGUGCAGGGAUUUUUUUUCUUCUAUGACAAGCAGUGAACAUAUAUAAAUGUGAAGCUGCCUUGAACAGUCAGAAUAUUGACUCGUCUGGUUCUGUAUUGUCUCUUCUGAUUGGCAACUCUUCUCAAGCAGAAAGAGGACCUUCCCAGCAUAUGUUACCAAUAUGAAGAUGCUAGGGACUGAAUCCAGGAUUUUCUGCAUGCAAAGCCACGUGCUUUUUCUCUGAGCCACAGAGUAUGAGUCUGAAAUGAUUCAUCCCAGUAACAGAUUUAAUACAAUAGUGAGAAUAAAGUCUGUAUCACUUCUUGGUGAAGAGCCAGUUUGGUGUAGUGGUUAAGAGCGGCAGGACUCUAAUCUGGAGAACCGGGUUUGAUUCCCCACUCGUCCGCUUAAAGCCAGCUGGGUGACCUUGGGUCAAGCACAGCUUCUUGGAGCUUUCUCAGCCCCACCCACCUCACAGGGUGAUUGUUGUGAGGAUGAUAAUAACACAAUCUGUAAACCGCUCUCAGUGGUUGUUAAGUUGUCCUGAAGGAUGGUAUAUAAAUUGAAUGUUGUUAUUAUUAUUAUUAUUGGGGUCAAAUUACAUGUUGCACAAUCAAAUUCAGAGCUCUUGCAACUACUUUUAAAUCCAAAUAAAAAUGUCAGGAGACUGCAUCCCAGAUAUGCUCUAAUAUGUAUUUUGGCCCCUGAUGGCUGCAUGUUCUAGCCCAGUUAACGUCUAGCAUGGUAAAACACAUGGAAUAUUGGAUACCAAAAGCAUGGCGGGUGUAUAUAAGUCAUAACAGAAUUCUAGCAUUUGACAUUGCUGUGAACACUUGAUUUUUUAAUUAAUACAUUAAUAUGCAGUUUAGGUUACAGUACUUCAAAACGGGGAUGAUAAAUCUAUUAAACAUGUAGUGCCUCUUAUCUGUAGGCAUUUAUCUUAGGCUACAGAGUCAUACUCAACCGUUGAAUUUUUAAAUCUGGUUCAAUAUCUAUAGAAUCUUGAAUUGUGUGAAUGGAACAUAACACUGUAUCACUUCAUUUAAUGCAUUUUCUGUGCAUAGAUAAGGUCUUGUCAUCUGUAUUUAAGUUCAGAGUGUGCCUGUAGGCAGCAACCACCCAUUAUGUCUUUUUCUGAUUAAUUGUUGUGUGUUGUCCUUUCACAUUAUAUCAGCUUUUGUCAUCUACACUUUUCAAAGCACCCCUAAAACUGAUUGUGUAAAUGUCUAGUCAGGUACGCCCUGGCAUAUGAUUGCUGUUACCAGCCUUUAAAAAGAAAUGUGCCAUUGUCCAACUAAAUGCACUUACUUUAGCCUUAAUUAAAAGAAAACGAAGAGUAAAGGUGGAAUAUUUCACAUGGUUCAUCAUGAAACUCUUGCUGCUGGUGUUUGCUAGAACUAAACUAUUAACUCUGAAUGCUACCAGAAUGUGUAUGAGUUUUUUAAAAGUAAAAAUAUGAAUUCCACAAUCUCAGUUUUAAUUUUAGUGCAAUAUUUUCAUGUAAUGCAUGUGUAUUUGAAUAACUGUAUACAAAUGAAGCUUUUUUAAAAGGUUUUGAGAUAAAAGGUAAACUGUCUUAACCAACAAUGUAUAUUCUGUUACUGCUGCUGUGUUGGCUUACUUAAGGACUUGUUUUAAAAGUCUGGUUGUCACUCCUUGUAAAUCCCUUCUUAUCUGUGCUCAAAUGAGCAUGGUUCUUAUGUUACAAGGAGCAAAAUCUAAAGAGCACAUUUAAUAUAGCUGUUAAUAAAUGACUUGUGCAUAUCAUUGUACAGUAUGUGUCAACUGUGUGCCUAAUGGUUCUAUUGAUAUUUUCCCCUAUUCUUUAGCAAAGAAUGAAAACAAAUUGGAAUGGCAAGGUCAUUUUUUUUUCUUCCUGAACAGCUAAGAAUUCUUAAGUUUUUCUUUGGAGUUUGCAUUAUGUUUUGUCCAAUAGAGAAAGCUCAGAAAAUACACUAAUAAAGUAUUAAC